AUGGCUCCGUCCAGCAAAAACGCGGCUGCGGCCAAGGACCGGCGCAAGUCGAGCAACACGGCCGCCGUCGCCGUCACCAGCGCAGCAUCUUCCAAGCCCAGCAAAAUCGUCACCAUCAAGGUGCCGCCACAUAAGCUACGGGCCAUCAUCGACCCGGAUUUCGUCCCGGAAGACACGCCGGCCAAGCAAUCGCCGGCUGCAGCGCUCAAUUCGGGCAACGAGAACGUCUCCGACUCGACUCCUAACUCGCCUCCCGCGGGCACACCUGCCGCCCAGUCUUCCUCGAUGGGCCCACCCACCGAGGGCCCAAAGAAAAGGGGCGUGAAGAGAAGUGCCGGAGCCGCUGCGAAUGGCAACGGCGAGCCUAAAAUCAGGGGAAAGCCUGGCCCGAAGAAGAAGCAGAGGCUCGAAGACGGGACCGUCGAAGGCGGGCGGGGCUCCGUGCCUGCGCACAAGCUCGGCCCCAAGGCCAACCAGGGCGCUAUCAACGCCGGCCUGCGGGCGCUGGACCGCUCCGGCAAGCCGUGCCGAAGGUGGCAGAAGGGCGGCUUCACACUCAAGAGCUUCACCGGCGUGGUAUGGGAGAUUCCCCGAUGGACGGCGCCGCCGAGGUCUCGGCCCGAGUCGUCGGCCGAGGGCUCCACGCCUGCUUCGGAAGGCAGUAACAAGGAGAACAAGGAGGACAACAGCCAGAUUAAAAGCGAGGCCAGCAACAAUGGCGGGGACGUGGAGAUGCAGGGCACGCCCAGCUUUGCUGCAGACAACUCGCCUGCGCCAGUUCCCAUCGCCGCUGCCUGA
Molecule: messenger RNA, 798 nt
Organism: Parathielavia appendiculata
Lineage: Eukaryota; Fungi; Ascomycota; Sordariomycetes; Sordariales; Chaetomiaceae
Product: DUF1711-domain-containing protein
Exons: 2
Coding region: 1-798 (265 amino acids)
Biological process (GO): chromatin remodeling
Cellular component (GO): Ino80 complex
Source: RefSeq, a predicted model, not a curated record